Molecule: messenger RNA, 2544 nt
Organism: Ipomoea nil (Japanese morning glory)
Lineage: Eukaryota; Viridiplantae; Streptophyta; Magnoliopsida; Solanales; Convolvulaceae
Product: serine/threonine-protein kinase D6PK-like
Exons: 4
Coding region: 582-2342 (586 amino acids)
Biological process (GO): protein phosphorylation
Cellular component (GO): plasma membrane; cytoplasm; nucleus
Molecular function (GO): ATP binding; protein serine/threonine kinase activity
Source: RefSeq, a predicted model, not a curated record
AGAGGAGCAGCCAGCAAUUACACAAUCAAAACCUUCUUUUUCCUGCUCUCUCACUCUCACUCCCCCACACAUUUCUUAGCAGGUCCCCCCCUUCUGCCUUUAUCUCUCUCUCUCUACAGGAAUUCUGCUCCUUUAAUUUUCUCCUCCAUUGUUAAAGCAUUUCCCCUCCAUUGCUAAAGCGAAGCGAAAACCCGUAAAGUUCUGAUAUUUGUGACUUCAAAGUACCAUCUUUUAGGCUGCUUUUCUCUCGCGCUUUUGAACGGGUGGUCCACUGGUUUGCCUGCUGGGUUUCUUUCGCUAUACACCUUUACUUUGUUUUUUAGCAUCUGGGUCUUUGUGGGCCUCUCAAUCCUCUCUUGGUAGGGCUGCCCUAGAAAGAGUCAAUUGUAUGUGUUUUUGUAUCUGAAGAUUCAAGGCUCUCUCAAUUACUGGAACAAAGAUUGAGGUUUUUUCAAGGCUUCCAUUCUUGAAUGAGUUGCAAGUGAUGAUAGAUUGAUAGGAGAAGGGUUCAUGAAUUAAACUUGGCAGCCGAAUAUGUGCUUGGCCAGCCGGGUAAAAUUUAGGUAUCUAUUUUCGUUUCAAUGGCGUCGAAAUCUGGUGUGAAAGGUUCCCUGGAGAGGCUGAACAGGACAACUGGAAAUCAGACAUCCGAAAGGAAUUCUAACACACAAAUCUCAAAGAGUUGCAACGUUGAGGAUUUAACUCCCAAAGAGUUUCCGGGGGAUGUUCGAGAAGCGUCUAAGCAGCUUAGAACAGAUACACCAGUCAACAAGAAGCCACACAGCUCCCAGCAGAAUGGAUCUGCCAAUUCUCUUGUUGAAAGAUUGGAUUCGAGCUUGUCUUUGGGUAUUUUAAAGCAUCCACCUUUGGGUUUAAGAGAUGAUCUAGAAAAGGAAGAUACCGGGAAUGUUUUAGCCUCGACCAAAGUUAGUGAUGGCACCAGCAGCAUUGCUAAGACGAGUGGAAGUGCCAAAAUUAGCGACCAAGCUGAUUUUAUGGAGAGCGGGAAGAGUAGCAUCUACCGGGGCAGCACGAGCACUGACGUAAGUGAUGAUAGCACCUGUAGUAGCUUGAGCAGCAGCAUUAAUAAGCCUCACAAAGCAAAUGACUCGAGAUGGGAAGCCAUCCAAGCUGUCCGAGCUAGAGAUGGGGUCAUGGAAUUGAGGCAUUUCCGAUUGAUAAAGAAGUUGGGGAGUGGCGAUAUCGGGAGUGUACAUCUUUCGGAGUUGUGUGGCACCAAGUGUUAUUUUGCCAUGAAAGUUAUGGACAAAGCAUCGUUGGCAAACCGAAAGAAAUUGCUCCGUGCUCAAACAGAAAGAGAGAUACUUCAAUCUCUCGACCAUCCGUUUCUUCCAAGUUUAUAUACCCAUUUCGAGACAGAAAGGUUUUCGUGUCUCGUGAUGGAGUUUUGUCCGGGAGGAGACUUGCACACACUUCGCCAGAGGCAACCGGGAAAGCAUUUUUCUGAACAAGCAGUGAAGUUCUAUGUUGCAGAGGUCCUUCUUGCUCUAGAAUAUCUUCACAUGCUUGGCAUUGUCUACCGUGACCUCAAGCCCGAAAACGUCCUUGUCAGGGACGAUGGGCACAUUAUGCUCUCCGACUUUGACCUCUCCCUUCGCUGUGCUGUCAGUCUAACAGUUGUCAAGUCAUCGUCUCUCGAGACGGAACCCCUCAGGAAAAAUUCUGUUUACUGUGUCCAGCCUGCCUGCAUCCAGCCAUCCUGUGCGGUCCCCACGACGUGUUUUGGGCCCCGCUUUUUCUCGGGCAAGUCGAAGAAAGAGAGGAAGCCCAAGAACGAAGUUGGUAACCAAGUCAGCCCCUUACCCGAGCUCAUUGCUGAGCCAACCGGAGCUCGUUCCAUGUCGUUCGUGGGGACCCACGAGUAUCUGGCGCCCGAGAUUAUCAAAGGGGAAGGGCACGGCAGUGCUGUGGACUGGUGGACUUUCGGGAUCUUCCUGUACGAGUUGUUAUUUGGUAAGACGCCUUUCAAGGGAUCAGACAAUCGAGCUACCCUUUUCAACGUGGUUGGGCAGCCUCUACGCUUCCCAGAAUCCCCGGUUGUCAGCUUUUCUGCUAGAGAUCUGAUUCGAGGCCUGCUCGUGAAAGAGCCACAGAAUCGUCUUGCAUAUAAACGGGGAGCUACCGAGAUUAAGCAGCAUCCAUUCUUCGAAGGGGUAAACUGGGCAUUAAUCCGCUGUGCUAGCCCUCCCGAGGUCCCCAGGCCGGUCGACUUUGAGAGGAUUCAAGCCCCGCCACCGCCAUCAACAACCAAGAAAGCUGCUGGUGGAGCUCUCCCUUACCAUCAAAAUCCAGACAACUAUCUUGAAUUCGAUUUCUUCUAAGCGGAUUGACUCACAUUUUGGUUUGGCAGUUGGCACAACCAAAUGAAAUGAACGUACAAGGUUACAAGUGUAUGUUUGGAAUGUUGGUAGUUAAUGAUGAUACUAUCUGUGUUUUGUGAACGGUUGGGUUCAAUUUUGUUGUACUGCAAAUAUUCUCUAGUGUUUACGCUAUUAUUGGUCAGAAAUGCAGGCGAUGUUUCAA